Syzygium oleosum is the source of this 1103-nucleotide messenger RNA. Its product is annotated as 2-hydroxy-palmitic acid dioxygenase mpo1-like. The transcript is spliced from 4 exons. Lineage: Eukaryota; Viridiplantae; Streptophyta; Magnoliopsida; Myrtales; Myrtaceae. The record is from RefSeq and is a predicted model, not a curated record. Gene Ontology annotation, biological process: sphingoid catabolic process. Bases 309 to 917 code for a protein of 202 amino acids. Gene Ontology annotation, cellular component: endoplasmic reticulum.
AAAAAACAUUUUUUUUCGGAGUGGACCAACCAACCAACCUUAUUCCAAAUCCAGACCAAGAAGAAGAAAGAUCACUUCAAUGCAAAGCAAUGCGAUUUUACUGAUCUCCCCCAGCUCCGCGACGACCGCCUUCCACGGCGUCCCUCCGCCGUCUUUCCACGCUCUCCAUCGCCUCUCGCCUCCCCUGCUGAACCGCUGCCGCGUUCGCCCUCGAAACCCUCCUCGCCGGGGCUCGAACCCGCGAAGAAUCAGGCCGACCCAUCGACCAUUUCCGAGGUGAAAAAUCGAAACUCUCGCCGGAUUCGGAGAUGGCGAAGGCGGGGCUAUUCGACCUCGAGAGGCACUUCGCCUUCUACGGCGCGUAUCACGGCAACCCGGUCAACGUGGCCAUCCACAUGGUGUUCGUGUGGCCCAUCCUCUUCACCGCCCUGCUCCUCCUCUGCUUCACCCCUCCUCUCUUCGGCCUCCCUCGGGUCGAGCUAUCCCUGUUCGGGCACGGCCUGGCCUUGGCCUUGAACGUCGGGUGCGUGCUGACUUUGGUCUACUCCGCGUUCUACGUGUUCCUCGAUCCGAGGGCCGGGUCUUUGGCCGCUCUGCUCUGCCUGGUUUGUUGGGUCGCCGCCAGUUUCGUCGCCAGCAGGCUCGGGUUCUCUCUCGCUUGGAAGGUUGUUCUCGUGGCUCAGAUAGUGUGUUGGACUGGGCAGUUCAUUGGCCACGGGGUCUUUGAGAAAAGAGCCCCAGCUCUUCUGGACAACCUCGCUCAAGCCUUCUUGAUGGCUCCCUUCUUUGUGUUGCUGGAGGCCCUUCAGACGUCUUUUGGAUACGAGCCAUACCCUGGAUUUCGUGCGACAGUGGAAGCAAAAAUCGAUGCCGAAGUUAGUGAUUGGAAAGACAAGCAAGAGAAACUGCUUACUUGAAGUCUGUUCUAAGGUUUCGGUGCCCCAUCUAGCCCCCCCCCCCCCCCUACGACGCCUCCAUAUUCUGUGAAAUAUAAGCUUGGACUAGCUCAAGUCAUACCUCUGCGCAUAGACCUAUACCUAACAUUCACACCGCUAUGCCGAGAUAUAUAUAAAAGCAAUGAAAAGUCUUGUUUGUUUUGUUCA